This is a messenger RNA of Mollisia scopiformis, 2786 nucleotides long. Its product is annotated as oligopeptide transporter-like protein. The record is from RefSeq and is a predicted model, not a curated record. The transcript is spliced from 2 exons. The coding region runs from base 132 to 2336 and encodes 734 amino acids. Lineage: Eukaryota; Fungi; Ascomycota; Leotiomycetes; Helotiales; Mollisiaceae. Gene Ontology annotation, molecular function: oligopeptide transmembrane transporter activity. Gene Ontology annotation, cellular component: fungal-type vacuole membrane.
CUCUGUUGUAUGCCGACGACACGAGACUAGCCAUGAUGGCCAUCGACUUCCCGAGGCGAUCUCACUGUCCUUCCGACCGGCUUGAAUGAAGCAUCUUCUUUUCACCUCGAUACAGUCUGAAUCAAAUAACCAUGGCUCCAGAUAGAGGAACAUCCAGAAGUCCCGACUACCAGUCCAUCCCAACCCCACCUUCGAACUCGCAGCAUGAAGAUACAGACGAGAACGUGGAAGAGCGCCAGCGCCGUCGCAGCGAAGCACGAAGAUUCAUCGCUCACCAUGCGAGUGAAGGGCAGAACUUUACCAUCCGCGGAAUACUCGUGGGACUUUUCGUCGGACUGGUAAUCUGCUUCUCAAAUAUGUAUUUUGGUUUGCAAACCGGCUGGGUGUCUAGCAUGAGCAUGCCUUCCUCGCUCAUCGGCUUCGCAUUCUUCAAAACGCUGUCGAAACACCUGGAUCUGCCGUUCACGCCCGUGGAAAAUGUGCUUGUCCAGACGGUGGCUGGUUCAAUGGGGACGAUGCCCUUGGGAUGUGGUUUCGUGGGUGUGAUGCCUGCGUUGAACUAUAUGCUGAAGCCGGAGGAAGGCGGCCCUUUGUUCUUGAGUCUCUGGAAAUUGGUACUCUGGGCACUGGGACUCUGCUUCUUUGGCGUGGUGUUUGCGGUCCCGUUGCGGAAACAGGUUAUCAUAAGAGAGAAACUUAAGUUUCCUUCUGGGACGGCGACGGCGUUGAUGAUUGGUGUCUUGCAUGGGAGGGAAACGAUCACUGAUACUACUGUCAGUCAAACGACGUCGAGCAAUGCGCGUCCAGAGGAAGAACCGGCGGAAGCAUACACUGCGGAUGAAGCUGCAGAUGUGGAAGAGGUCAACAAGAUGCAAUCAAGCAAUUGGAAAGCUAACGUCAAGCUGCUCAUUAUAUCGUUUGUUAUAUCUGGGUUGUAUACUCUUGCUACAUACUUCUUUCCCAUACUUCGGAAUCUGCCAGUAUUUGGAUGGACAUUGGCUGAGUCUUGGUUGUGGACAUUAAACCCUUCUUUGGCUUAUGUCGGACAAGGAAUCAUUAUGGGACCAGCUACUACAACACAUAUGCUCCUUGGAGCGAUUGUGGGUUGGGGUAUACUUUCUCCGCUGGCCAAAAACCGAGGUUGGGCUCCAGGACCUGUGGAUGAUUGGGAGAAGGGCAGUAAAGGGUGGAUUGUUUGGGUGUCUUUGGCCAUCAUGCUAGCUGAUUCAGUAAUCAGUCUUGGCUACAUUGCUUUUGCCCCCAUAGUCACUCACGGUGGAGAGUACCUUGGAGAUGCUCGCCGGAAGAUCAUGAAGCGUGAUUGGAAGGGCCUUCUUCACGUUGGACCGACCCAGAACAGAGUGGGAUAUGCCCAGAUCAGAGGAGGUGAAGAAGUCUUAACACCACUCGAGGAAACUGAACCUGUUUCUCGAGACUCGAAUUUCUCCCAAGAGGAAGAGGUCAAAGAUCUUCCAGAACCUGAUGCACCACAGGAACACCUCGUCAACAACAGAACUGUUUGGAUUGGCAUGAUAUUGUCAGUGGUCUUCUGCGUCGGCACAAUACGAAUCGUAUUCGGUGCUCUGGUCCCCAUAUACGCUACUAUCAUUGCCGUUCUCAUGGCAUUGGUACUUUCCAUUAUGGGAGUGCGAGCGCUGGGCGAAACUGAUCUCAAUCCCGUUUCUGGUAUCAGCAAGCUGGCCCAACUCUUCUUUGCUCUUAUCAUCCCACAAUCGAACAAGAAUUCUGUCCUCAUCAACUUGAUUGCAGGCGCAGUAUCAGAAGCUGGUGCCUUGCAAGCAGGUGAUCUAAUGCAAGAUCUCAAGACUGGCCACCUACUCGGCGCAGCACCGAAUGCCCAGUUUUGGGGCCAGAUCAUCGGAAGUGCUGUGGGUGCUGUUGUUAGUGCACUGAUCUAUCGACUAUAUACGAGUGUUUAUGAGGUUCCUGGAGACUUGUUCCAGGUUCCAACUGGGUUCGUAUGGAUAUUUACUGCGAGACUGGUCACUGGGAAAGGAUUGCCAUAUAUGGCUUGGCAAUGGGCGUUGGGAGCCGCUGUCAUCUUUACAGCUACGACAAUCCUACGGAUUGUUGGCACUGGCAAGAAAUGGCAUCCCUACAUCCCAGGAGGGAUUGCCGUAGCUGUUGGUAUGUACAACGUCCCAUCCUUCACCCUCGCACGAGCCAUCGGAGGAUUCGUAAACUGGUAUUGGAAAGCUUACCGCAAAAGAGACGAGACUCCCAUCGUGGUAUUAGCCAGUGGUCUCAUCCUUGGCGAAGGAGUUGUUAGCAUCGUGAAUCUACUUUUAGCUAGUGCCUCCGUGCCUCACCUCUAGAUAGUCUACAAAUCUAGCUGAAACAAACCUCUUCCAUCGCUCAGACCAUCCUUUGACCCUCCCUCGCAACAACAUCAAAAAAUUUGAUCCGCGAGUCAUUGCCAUCGGCUGAAAGUAUUAGCUUUCGUUGCGUGUCGCAGUUUUUAGACACUUUGUUAGCCCUGACACCGACUUGAAGUCUGUCUCAACCUACUCUCGCUCGACUCGUAGUUUCGAUUGCCGUGCCACCCCUUUAGCCUUUGGACUUGCUUAGGCUGGGAGACGAAUCUUCGUUGCGUGUCGCAAUUUUUUAGUUUGGAGGUUAAGUUUAGUAUCUGGUGUCGGCGGGAUGGCUAUGCAAGUUGGUGGGUGAGUCUCCUUGGCGCAUGCGCGGAUCGGGCUGAGUAGUGAGAGUGAAGAUAGACUAUUACAAAGCACGUAGCGGCACAAUGUAUUGCCGUAUAGCAAGAC